GCUUGUUUCUGGUGCAGGUGAUAUUAAAAUUACAAAAGAUGGAAAUGUAUUAUUACAUGAAAUGCAAAUUCAACAUCCGACAGCUUCUCUAAUUGCCAAAGCAUCUACUGCUCAAGAUGAUGUUACUGGAGAUGGUACAACUAGUACUGUUUUGAUUAUUGCAGAACUUUUAAAACAAGCUGAUAUUUAUAUUUCUGAGGGUCUUCAUCCAAGAGUGCUUACAGAAGGUUUUGAAUUAGCUCGAAUCAAAACUUUAGAAAUAUUAGACUCUCUGAAAAUACCAAUUGAGCCUUCAAAAGAAAAUUUAAUGAAUGUUGCUAGAACAUCACUUAGAACUAAAAUCCAUCCAUCUAUAGCUGAUAAGUUGACAGAAAUAUGUGUGGAUGCUGUUUUGGCUAUUAGACAAAAAGAUCAGGAAAUCGAUUUGCACAUGAUUGAAUUAAUGGAAAUGCAACAUAGAACUGCAGCAGAUACUAGUUUGAUUCUUGGUAUUGUAACUGAUCAUGGAUCUAGACAUCCAGAUAUGCCUAAAAGAGUAGAAAAUGCUUACAUAUUGACUUGUAAUGUUAGUUUAGAAUAUGAAAAGAGUGAGGUAAACAGUGGAUUCUUUUACAAAACUGCUGAAGAACGAGAGAAAUUAGUCGCUGCAGAGCGUGAAUUUAUUGAUAAUAGAGUAAAAAAAAUAAUUGAAUUAAAAAAGAAAUUAUGCGAUGGAACGGAUAAAUCAUUCGUCGUUAUAAAUCAAAAAGGCAUUGAUCCGCAAUCUUUGGAUAUGCUUGCUCAAGAAAACAUUUUGGCUUUGCGUAGAGCAAAACGUAGAAAUAUGGAACGUUUAGCACUGGCUUGUGGUGGAACAGCUAUGAAUUCUUUCGACGAUAUAAAGGAAGAACAUUUAGGAUGGGCUGGACUUGUAUAUGAACAUGUAUUGGGAGAGACAAAAUAUACGUUCAUUGAAGAAUGCAAGAAACCAAAUUCUGUAACAAUUCUAUUGAAGGGACCAAAUAAAUAUACUUUGGAACAAUUAAAAGAUGCUGUAAGAGAUGGUCUAAGAGCUAUUAAAAAUGCUAUUGAUGAUUGUGCUGUUAUUCCUGGUGCUGGUGCUUUUGAAGUAGCUGCUAGUCAAACACUCCAUCAAUAUAAAGAAAAAGUAAAAGGAAAACAACGUUUAGGUGUACAAGCUUACGCGGAAGCUAUACUUAUUAUUCCGAAAACUCUUGCUGUAAACAGUGGAUUUGAUGCACAAGAUACAAUUGUUAAAUUAUUAGAAGAAAGAUCUGCAUUAGGUGAAGCAGUAGGAUUAGAUAUUUCUACAGAUGAAGCAUUAAAACCCACGGAUGCUGGUAUUUAUGAUAAUUAUAAUGUGAAAAAGCAAAUUAUUAAUUCAUGCACGAUCAUCGCCAGUAAUCUUCUUUUAGUAGAUGAAAUUAUGAGAGCAGGAUUAUCUUCUUUAAAAGGUUAAAACAAAUUUUUCAUGAUUUGAAGUUCUCUCAUUUAAUUCAAAUUUUAUAUAUGCUCGAUUUCUAUGAAUUUUUGCGUAAUUUUUGAAUUUAUAUGCUUUAAAUAACAAAAGAAUUGUUUAGCAUAAAAAAUAAAAAUAUUUUAUAUAGAAGAAAUAAUACUUUUAAUAUUUAAAAAUAAUAAAAAUAUUUAUUCUUGAACUUUUUAUUAUUAAUUAAGAUGUAUAAUUCCAGAUUAAAAGAUAUUCAAUUCGAUUUAUUGUAUAAUUAAUGAGAUAAAUAAAAAAAAAUUAAUUGUAUAAA
This is a messenger RNA of Apis florea (little honeybee), 1760 nucleotides long. RefSeq names its product chaperonin containing TCP1 subunit 6 (gene CCT6). Gene Ontology annotation, biological process: protein folding. Lineage: Eukaryota; Metazoa; Arthropoda; Insecta; Hymenoptera; Apidae. The record is from RefSeq and is a predicted model, not a curated record. Gene Ontology annotation, molecular function: ATP-dependent protein folding chaperone; ATP hydrolysis activity; ATP binding.